Molecule: messenger RNA, 3270 nt
Organism: [Torrubiella] hemipterigena
Lineage: Eukaryota; Fungi; Ascomycota; Sordariomycetes; Hypocreales; Clavicipitaceae
Source: the annotation of a GenBank genome assembly
GUGUCGAUGAGGAACAUGCGGCAGAAGGUAAACAACACCAACCGGCGUUCCUAAGCUGCAGAACGCAUCACGACAGGUUGCCAGUAACGACGACACACGUUUUUAGAACAAACAAUCUGCCGCGGAAACAGCGCAGAAACCGACGAAAAAAGCGAAUUAUUAUUUUGUAACCGUUCACGCCACCCCUCCGCCCAACACUCGGCCCGACGUCAACGCGACCGACACGCGCGUCUCUGCGCCAAACCUCGGUGGAGAGUAGCGUGGCCGACGCAGGGUCGACUUUCGCUGUGUUUGGCCGUCCCGACAGCGUGUGCGCGGCUUUUAGAGCAAGAAACGCCCAUCAAACACCCCAUGACGACUCUUGUACAAGUUCGAAAACCGCUACAAGCUGUCAGCAUGAGCAGCAACCAGCCGGAGCGGAAGCCGGGCAAACGGCCUCCUGCCCCGGUGGACGACUCGAGCGACGACGACUUCAAGUUUGAAAGAAAAACAAAGAAACCGAAAACCGACGACUCACUAGUACGCAAGUCCAUGAGCGGCAAGGCCGCAGCAAAAGCUAUUGGUGUCGAAACAGACGACUCCUUCACAGAGCAACCGCAGCCCUCGAGGCGCCAAACCACCGCACAACCAUUCCUCGACUCCUCACCAGACAUCCAGGUCGCUAAGCGCGAUCAAAGGAAAUCCAGCCAGAGACCAGAGAACCGCCAUGCAGGAAACAAGUCGAGGUCACGGCCACCGCUGGACGAUGAUUCUUUUACGGAGACGUCGCAGUCAACCAUGGUCCCGUUACCGCUGCGCGAUACACCUGUAAUAAACCGAAAUAAGGAGAUGCGAAAACAAGGCGGCUCGAGCCGCAGGAGUAGUCUGACAUCCCGUGGUCGUCGCGCAAGCUUGUUGAUGGAUCAGGGUCAGGCGUCUAUCCCGCACCGAGAAGUUGACGCGAGCGUAUUCUAUAAGCAUAUCCAGGCUUAUGGUUGGACGGAGCAGCAGCGAAUGAAGCAACUGUUGACGUGGUGUGGCUCGCGUGCUUUACCAGAAAAGCCACCGCAUGAUGCGCCAAAUCGCCAGAGCCUCCUGGCAGCGCGUCCUAUACAGGAUCAAAUACUCAAAGGAUUUGGCGAAACGGCCGACUUUUCAGAUUGGCUCAGUCGAGACGACAGCCGGCCUAGAAAACCGCUGCUGCUGAAGCCGAACCCGAAGAAUGUGGAACUAGAUCAGAAGAUGGACGAUCUAGAAGCGAGAAUAAAACGAUUACAAGAAGAAAAGCAAGCAUGGCUAUCAAUACGAAAACCUCCCGUGGACCAACCGUCAGUCUUUGCGUCUGACAACGAUGCCAUCAUCCUCCCCGACUUUGACCUUUUGGACCCCGAAGAGCGCAAGAUCCGCACAUAUCUUGCCUCCGAAAUGGAACCAUUCGCCUCUGUCCGCAAAUCAACAGACGCAAGAAUACGGAAGAUCCAAGAGUCGCUAGAAUUCGAGGUGGACCAGCUUGCCGACAAUGUGCAUAAGCUGGAGCAGCGUGUCCUCGUGGCAAGCCAAGAAGCAGACAAGGUCCUGGCAUCGAGUGCUGUGCAGCUCAAGGCGCGCGAAGAAAAGGAGAAGACGCGCGCCGGCACGAGGGCGAUGCCCAUGAUGGAGGUGCUGCGAAGCUUGGGCAAGAUUCUGCCUGAUGGGGGAGCGUGACGCUCAGAAUCAUGAGACGUAUAAAAAGAGGAGGACGACACUAUAUCUGUUAAACGCAACCUUUCUAUUUUCUCUAGUCUUACGGCGCUUAUUUUCCUUUUGUUUCGGAGCAACACGGUGGCAUGGGGCGUACUACAACACACUUGGGACAAUUGGACGGAAGGGAGUUUGAUACCACUUACACGGCAUGGCUUUUGAUGAUUUUGUCUUUUCACUGUCCUCAUCGAUUGAUGAGUGAGCGCGCAUUUUACAGUCUUGGAAGGGUUUUUGUAUUUCUUGGGGGACUGCAAGAGAAGGGCUGGGAUUCUUGUUUGGCGGGCAUAUUCUGUGCGCUUCUUUUGUCAUAUAUAUGCCUGAUUUGUUCUUCUUUUUCUACCUCUUAUCUUUUCUACUGUCAUGACGAAAUGAUGAACUGGUUGGCCAUCUUGCCGCUUUUCUACUAUGACUGUCCUUCUACAUCACCAGCUAUACGUAUAAAUUAUGUGAAAAUAUGAACGUAGAUCCAAUUUGGUUUUAGCGUUUCCUAUAUCUCGCGGACGCAAUACUAUCCUACAACACCUCCAGAUUUUAUGAAUACAAAGAAAUGAACAGAAUGGAGAGGGAAAGAAGAAAGUUUGGUUAGUUGAUUAACCCUUCAGAGGAGGCAUAAAGGCAAAGCCCUUGCCCUCCUCGCCAUCGACACUCCUUGUACGGACAUGCUCUCUGAGAAGCUGCAGCACCUCGGCGCCUCUCCAGCGCUCAGGGACAGGUCUGUACGCAGGUUUGAAGUUGCCAAUGGUCUGCGCCCACUCGCCCUUGGGCGGAUGGCGCAUCGUCACAAUGCCCUGCUCGUUCUCCUGGCCCGGCGUCACAGGCACGUCCUUGGGGUCCACAGCGCCUGCAGAGGCCGUAGAUGUAGCUACGGAAGGGUUGGUCGUGGACGUGGGCUCGUGCUGCGUCGCCCAGUAGUAGAUGUCCCAGUCGUUCUCGUCGAGGAACAAGUCGUACUGCGUCAGCUGCUCGGGUGUCAUUGUGGCGAGGUACUUGUCGGCAAAGGUUGACAGGAGGAGGUCGCUCUCAAGAGUGCCGCGCUUGCGGGACUGAUCUGUGUGAUCAAGAGGUUAGUUUGGACGUAAAAGAGUGGGUAGAUGUAGCGUACAAACGAGGCGCGCGCGCUUGGUGUUGGCGUCCUCGCCGACGCGGCGCAGAGGUUCGAUGCGGAACUUGGCGCCCUGGAGUUCGCCUACCUCGAGCUCUUGCGGCUCGGCAUCGGGGACCAUGCGAGGACGGUUCUCGUUGAAGAGGCGGGCUGAUGUGCUGAGGGAGCGGCGAGCCAUGGGGAGGGCUAUGCGCCGGAUGGCCGCGGGGCGGAGAGCGGCGAGGGGAUUCAUGGCGCUUGGGCGGGCUGAGAAGAAGACGAGGAAGAAUUGAUCUUGUGUUCGUGAUGCGUCGUAGCAGCCCGGGAUGCGUGGUGGUUGAAUUGAUGGGCGGACUGUGGAAAAGAACGGGCAAGUUUCACUAUAGCCGAGAAACUGGCUGCUUCUGCCCGGCCCACCCGACAGCAAAGUCGCCCCUGGGCACAUGUGCUAAACGACACCAACAGUAUUU